Pipra filicauda (Wire-tailed manakin) is the source of this 1345-nucleotide messenger RNA. RefSeq names its product translation initiation factor IF-2-like. Bases 1 to 1218 code for a protein of 405 amino acids. The record is from RefSeq and is a predicted model, not a curated record. The transcript is spliced from 7 exons. NCBI's taxonomy places the organism in Eukaryota, Metazoa, Chordata, Aves, Passeriformes, Pipridae.
AUGUGGCGGCCGGACCCGUGGGCAGGCUCGGGGGCCAGCCCCGGCUUGCCGGGCUGCCCGGACCUGCUGCAACACGCCCAGGCGCUGCACUUGCAGGACUCCCCCCUCUACCUCAGCUUCUUCGAGGAUGAGUGCCGCCUCAUCGCCGACCGCCUGCGCCUCGCCGAGGCCGCCGCGCCUCCGCGGGACCCGUGGGAGACCGACGAGUCGUGGGCCGAGCCCGCCGGGCCCGUCACCUCCACGCCGGUGCCCGCCCCGGACUCGGGCACAAGCACCUGCGAGGCCGCUGCGGCCCCGGGCCCGGCCCGAGCGGAGCCCGUGUGCCUCCCGCAGCCCGCGGCCGGCGCUGGCCCCGGGGCCCACCCGCUCUCCCGGGCUCGGCUCGGUGCCGCGCAGCCCUCGGGCGGCCGCCCCGGCCCCGCCGCCCGCUCCCCGGGCCGCGGCCGCGCCAGGCUCGCUCCGACCCACACACGGGCCUCGCAGGGGCUGCAGCUCCCCUCGGCCGGCACGGCGGGCUCGGCCUGCCCAAAGCGGCUCCUCCAGCCCGCAGAUACCAGGCUGAAGGGGAUGCCGCCUGCCAGGUCCAGGGUUCAGCAUCCUGGCCGGGCUUUGAAAAAGGCACAACCUUCCGCCCUUCCCGAACCCGCCCCCCGGGACACACAGAUGAAAAGUAAUUCCACACCUGUCAGCUGGCCUCAUGCGAAGCGGGGAAGCAUGGGGGGGCUGAUGCUGCGGCAGGAGGGGAGAAGGGGGUUGGCCUGGGCUGCAGCAUGGCCAAGGACAGAGAAGGAGGAGCGAGGAGUCCUUGGGAGCAGCGCAGGAAGAAGCUUAGCUGCUGUCAAGGCUGGGGAUCACAAACAGCCCUCAUCAAGACUACCGACAGCAAUUCCUGUCCUAGCUUCCCGCUCCUCAUUGCGGCCUCUGGGAAGAGCUGCUUCAUCCCAGCGCCUUUGGAUCAGUAUGGGAUCAACUACACAGGAGCUUUCAAGGUGUGAAGAUUCAGUCCCUGCUGAGCAGUCUGCAGGUGAUCAGCUGUCCCAGGAGCUGGAGCAUGUGAAAAAAGAGCUCGAGCGAGUGAAGAGGGAGCUUGCUGACAAGACUGCCCAGUGUGAAGCCUAUCACCAGACAAUCUGCUCCUUGCAGGCUCAGCUCAGAGCAGCAGGAGUCUGUGUGGAAGAUGCAGCAGUGUUCAAGGGUGGUGACUUGGGGAGAGACUGACAGCUGGCACAUGGGCACAUAUCCGUCUGCCUGAGCCUCUGGGCCAGUGAUACCUGUAGAACUGUUGAAUGAGUGAAUUUUGUAACUGCUUGUAUUUAAAAGAAAUAAAAUAAAGGUGUCUUUUCCA